CCCAUGACCUCAUAUACAUAUUCUUUUACAAAUGUAUAUACCCUGGUGCAUCUCUGGGGAAUGACUUCAUGUAGUGCGGUGUGAUGGGACUCCGUUCCCCAAAGUGUUUACCGCAAUGUCGAGUGAACCGUAAUCAAAAGUGAACAUCAUCGGUUACUCAUGUAACCUCGGUUGCCUGAGAUGAAGGUAAUGAGACAUUGUGAAAGCUGGCCACACUACUACUUCAGAGUUUCGAGGUAUGAGCGAUGCGUUCUUGUCCUUCAGUCAGAACAUUCUGAGGAAAUGGUGAAUGAGUGCACACUUAUAUAGGCCAACUGCGCGCCUAAAGGGGCGGGGCUCAAACACCAUUGCCAAUCAUAGGAUUGGCGUUAUUAUACAAGGGUUGUAGUUAGGUCGUCGGAGAAGGAAUUCCCCAAAGUGUUUACCGCAAUGUCUCAUUCCUUUCAUCUCAGGGAACUGAGCUUACAUGUGUAAACGGAGUUGUGUUUCAAGGUGUUUUUCAAGACAUUUACUUACACCUAAUUGUGUUGAUGCAGCAUCACGCAAGAGCGAAAGUUCUGUUAACGUUGCCAUUCUGGAAAUACUCUAUUUGCAAUUAGCCAUGAUUAUUUUAUUCUGUGAGUGAAAACAUCAGAUCACAGGGAAUUAUCAAUUGUUCUUCAGGUAAUAUGAUCUCAACAUGGAAGCGCAUAUGAAUCUGUACCCAGCACCAUAUAGAGUAAAGCAGCUUUUUCUCUAAGGCUGAUAUAACUAGUGUUAUCUCAUGUGAGUGUACAGUACAUCACUUUAAACAGAGAAACUAUAUAAUUUCUUUUUGUUUCAAAGUUUAACAAAAAUAUAUCUGAGUUUACCUUGAAUAAUUCAACAAACCAGUAUAUGUAAAAGACAGAACUUUUAUACUUUAGGAAAUCAUGUCUAUUGGCACUGCACUGAAGAUACCAAUACAACUUGUGUUCCAUGUCCUGCAUCAACGUACACUGAUGAACCCAGUGGAUUAAUGAAAUGCUUUCUCUGCACAAUGUGUGAUGCAAACCAAGGACUAAGAUUAAAGAAAGCCUGCACAUGUUCUGCAGAUACAUUUUGUGAUCCACUGGAUGGAUUCUAUUGCACUAACAGAAAAAAAGGCAGCUGCACUUUUGCUGUGAAACACUCUAAAUGUAACCCUGGACAAUAUAUCAAACAUGCAGGAACAGGGUACACUGACACUGUAUGUGCUGACUGCAUAGUUGGCACUUACUCAAACGGUUCUUUGACAACCUGUCAACCACAUUCAAAAUGUGAGACAGAGGGCCUUAAGGAAAUAAAACCAGGAACAAUGUCAGCUGAUGCUGAAUGUGGGAAAUCAACUCCAGUUUAUCUCAUAGUUGGAAUAGUUGGUCCCUUAGUGGCUGCCAUUGGGAUACCAUUAGCAUAUAGGAAAUUCAAAACACCCCAACCGAGGGUUUCAUCUAAGAAACUGAAAGGUGACAAGGACCUAGAGAUUUCCAACGCAGCUCUCCUGGAAGCCUUAGCUGCCAGGUUUGAUGUACAAGAUGGGAAACUGAGUAACACUGAAAGCAAAAUUAAUGAGAACGGUUUGCUGAUCGUGAACCUGUUGAAGGCAGUGGAAUUCAGCGCAGCGGAAAAUCUGGUGACCCGAACAUCGGAGCUGGAACGCUAUAAGAGAAGAUGGAACCUCUGA
This is a messenger RNA of Myxocyprinus asiaticus (Chinese sucker), 1681 nucleotides long. RefSeq names its product tumor necrosis factor receptor superfamily member 14-like. Gene Ontology annotation, biological process: negative regulation of alpha-beta T cell proliferation; defense response to Gram-negative bacterium; positive regulation of T cell migration. The record is from RefSeq and is a predicted model, not a curated record. Bases 998 to 1681 code for a protein of 227 amino acids. Gene Ontology annotation, cellular component: external side of plasma membrane. Gene Ontology annotation, molecular function: protein binding. Lineage: Eukaryota; Metazoa; Chordata; Actinopteri; Cypriniformes; Catostomidae. The transcript has 6 exons.